AUGGAGAAAUUUCAUGCCACCGUGAACAAGUACAAUGUCGCCCACAGACUGCAGAAACGCUCACUGCUCAUCGCCAUCAAUGCCGUGGCAGGCCUGUCUAUCUUCUUCUUUGGAUAUGACCAGGGUGUGAUGGGAGGUGUCAACACCACACGAAACUAUGCCGAACUCAUGGGCUUUGGCCAUUGGGAUGCCGAAGCAGGUCUGGUCAAGGUCGACAAGAGUCUCUUGCAGGGAGGAAUUGUUUGCGUUUAUUAUCUUCCGGGUACGCUAUUUGGGGCCUUCUUGGGUGGCUGGUUAGGCGACAGAUUUGGCCGUAUCACGACCAUCCGUAUUGCCUCAGCGUGGGCGAUCGUCGGUGCGACCCUCCAAUGCUCCGCACAAAGUGCAAAUUGGAUGUUCUGCGCUCGUGUGCUGAACGGCAUCGGGACGGGCAUCUUGAAUGCCAUCACCCCGGUCUGGGCUACCGAGACGGCGGCUUACACUUCGCGCGGCCAAUUCGUAUCGGUCGAGUUCACCUUGAACAUUCUCGGUGUGGUCGUGGCGUACUGGAUCGAGUACGGCACCUCGCAUUACGGAGACGGAACUUCUCCGUUCAUCUGGCGUUUCCCGAUCGCGUUCCAGAUCGUCCCAUUGAUCGGCCUGCUUACCGUCGUUUGGUUCAUGCCAGAAUCACCGCGCUGGCUUGUCAAGAUGGGUCGAGAGAAAGAAGCGCGAUACAUUCUCGGUCGCCUCCGUGGUGAUGAUGAAGGUGAAGACCGGGAACAAGCUGAAGCCGAGUUCCAAGACAUUCGCAACGUCAGCGCCCUGGAAGUGGAGACUUCGAAACAGAACAGCUAUUUCAGCAUGUUCUUCGGCAUCGACUCCGGCAAACUGCACACUGCUCGUCGCGUGCAACUUGUAGUUUGGCUCCAGGUCAUUCAAGAAUGGGUGGGUAUUGCCGGUAUCACGAUCUACGGGCCCGAAAUCUUCACCAUCGCGGGCAUCAAAGCAAAAGAUCGGCUAUGGGUCAGCGGCCUCAACGAUAUCACGUACAUGUUUGCAACACUUAUCUGCGUCUUUACCCUUGACCGCAUAGGCCGACGAUGGACGUUAUAUUGGGGCGCCGUUGGUCAAGGAAUCUGCUGCUUUGCCGCUGGAGGGCUUGCGCGAGCCACCACCAACGCAUCCGAUGGACAUACCAAGACCAGUCUCGGCGCUGGAGCGACGUUCUUUGUGUUCCUGUACACGGCCAUCUUCGGUGCGACGUGGCUAACUGUCCCUUGGCUGUAUCCCGCAGAAAUCUUUCCUCUUCAAAUCAGAGCUCGCGGGAACGCCUGGGGAGUUGUGGGCUGGUCGAUAGGCAACGGCUGGUGUGUCUUACUUCUCCCAACGAUCUUCAAACGUCUCAACGAGAAGACGCUGUACAUCUUCGGCGCCGUCAAUGCGCUGAGCAUCAUCGUCGUCUGGGCGCUAUACCCGGAGACCAACCAACGCACCCUCGAGGAGAUGGACCUGGUCUUCGCGUGCGACAGCAUUUGGAACUGGGAAGCCGAGAAGAAUUUCGCCCUCCUCAAGGAGGAGCAUCCGGAGCUGGUUCAAGCUGCGAAAAGGGGAAAUAGUGUCGUUGCCAUUGACCAAGAAACAGGAGCUCCACGCUCCCGAAGGACGAGUAUGGCGAGUACAGCAAAGGGAAGUGCCAGUCUUGCCGCAGUGCGUAGGCCUAGCAAUACCGGAAGAACAUCGAGUGUGGUUGACAAGGAUGUGAUGGAGCAGAAGUGA
Exophiala xenobiotica is the source of this 1758-nucleotide messenger RNA. RefSeq lists its product as uncharacterized. The transcript has 4 exons. Gene Ontology annotation, molecular function: carbohydrate:proton symporter activity. Gene Ontology annotation, biological process: transmembrane transport; carbohydrate transport. Gene Ontology annotation, cellular component: membrane. The record is from RefSeq and is a predicted model, not a curated record. Lineage: Eukaryota; Fungi; Ascomycota; Eurotiomycetes; Chaetothyriales; Herpotrichiellaceae. The coding region runs from base 1 to 1758 and encodes 585 amino acids.